Messenger RNA from Mangifera indica (mango), 1088 nucleotides. RefSeq names its product protein slowmo homolog. Gene Ontology annotation, biological process: phospholipid transport. NCBI's taxonomy places the organism in Eukaryota, Viridiplantae, Streptophyta, Magnoliopsida, Sapindales, Anacardiaceae. Gene Ontology annotation, molecular function: phosphatidic acid transfer activity. Gene Ontology annotation, cellular component: mitochondrial intermembrane space. The coding region runs from base 155 to 712 and encodes 185 amino acids. The transcript is spliced from 2 exons. The record is from RefSeq and is a predicted model, not a curated record.
CUCAGCUUGACACGGUUGUACCUGCGCUGCCUCGUACCGAGGGACAACCUCGUCUUGAAUGUACAAGACCAAAACAUGGCACAAGACAUAAGGAAAUCCCAACUGGUUCUCCUUUCCACUUCAUUAAUAUCAUAAAGACGUUCAAUAGAUUGUGAUGGUGAAAGCAUACACUCAAGAGCAUGUUUACAAGCACCCAUGGGAGAGGGUAACUUCUGCAUCUUGGCGCAAAUUUGCUGACCCUGAGAACAAGCAUACUUUGUCACAUAUACUUGAAGUGGAUACAUUGAGCCACAAGCUGGAUCCUCUCUCUGGGAAGCUUUACACAACUCGUGCCCUUACCAUCCAUGCCCCAGGACCAUGGUUUGUCCGCAAAAUUGUUGGUCAAGAUAUCUGUCACUGUGUUGAAUCAACUGUUGUUGAUGCUCAGUCAAAGUCAAUGCAACUCACCACCCGCAACAUUAGUCUCCAAAAGUUCAUAGAAGUAGAGGAAAAGAUCAGAUAUGAACCUCACCCAGAUAAUCCAACUGGGUGGACAAUGUGUCGACAGGAGACUAGUAUUCGCAUUAAGCCAUUAUCGGCGCUGGCAUCAAUGGCAGAAAAGGUGGAGCAACGAUGUGCUGAAAGGUUCAUGCAGAAUAGUGUUAAGGGUAGAGAAGUUAUGGAGAGAAUAUGCAAGUAUCUUGAAGCUGAAUCUGGUGGAAUUGCUCUUUAAUUUUCACUUGCAGAGUUCAAUUUCUUUUAGCAUUCAAACCUCAUUGGGCUUUCGAGCUCUUUUAGAGUUGAGAAUAACUUACGACAGGAGAAUGUAAAACUACAGAAUGUUUAACACAACAUCUCCUAUCAAGAGUUUGAUACAAAUUUUUAUGUAGUUCAAACGAAAUUUUGGAACUCAGUGUUCUUGUUUUUGAGUUAAAGACUGAGCAUUAUAUUGCUUUCCUGGAUUUUGCUAGAAGAGAAGGUAUUUUGGUAGAGUUGCUCCAGUUUUAGACAUAAUGGAGUGCGUUUGUUCCAUCAUAUUGUAUUCGAAAAACUGUUUCUGUAUGGGAUUGAUUUGAAAUGUAUACUAAUGGAUGAGGCAUUGAAACAUA